AUGAAUAAUUCGUAUUGUAUUUUUGUUGGUAAGGUUUCUUCUAUUACUACUGAAAGUACAUUAGUUAAAAUUUUUGCAAAAUGUGGUAAAGUAUUACGGGUUACUAUUCCAAUUUGGAGAAACACAAAUAAAAGAAGAGGUUUUGCUGUUGUUGAAUUUGCUUCACUUGCCUCAGUUGAAAAAGCAUUAGAAUUGGCUAAUACGACUGUUGAUGGAAAACAAAUUACUGUUAUGAGACUGGAUGAUGUUUUAAAUAAAGAAAAACAACCAAAAACAAAGAAAGAAAAGAAAGACAAAUCUUCAACGAAAAAACAAUUAACAGAAGAAACCAAGGAAGAAAAAGAACAAGGAGAAGAAAUGCAAAAAGAAGAGGGGGAUAUUAAUUGCGAUAGCCCUACUACUAAAAUGGAAGAAGACGAUUCAAGUGAAGAUUUCUCUUCAAAAGAUAUUCAAAAAGAAAUAAAGAAAGAAAUUAAACAAAAAAGGCAAGAGGAACUUAAAGAAAAACAUACCGAUGAAGACGAUAUAUUUGAACAAGAGUUAUUAAAAAUGGAAAGUACGGAUAAUUGA
This is a messenger RNA of Entamoeba nuttalli P19, 570 nucleotides long. RefSeq names its product RNA recognition motif domain containing protein. The transcript has a single exon. The record is from RefSeq and is a predicted model, not a curated record. Gene Ontology annotation, molecular function: RNA binding. NCBI's taxonomy places the organism in Eukaryota, Evosea, Mastigamoebida, Endamoebidae. Bases 1 to 570 code for a protein of 189 amino acids.